Molecule: messenger RNA, 165 nt
Organism: Candida albicans SC5314
Lineage: Eukaryota; Fungi; Ascomycota; Pichiomycetes; Serinales; Debaryomycetaceae
Exons: 1
Coding region: 1-165 (54 amino acids)
Biological process (GO): protein secretion
Source: RefSeq, a predicted model, not a curated record
AUGCAAUACCCCUAUUUAAUAUCAAGAACUUUAGAUCCAAUAGUUGGUGUCGGAAUAGGUAUUUUAUCAUAUUAUUCCUAUGAACAGAGAGUUGGCCGCAAACCAGGACAUUCAUUAAAUGAGUUGGUACUGAAAAAGUUUUACAAUUGGAAAAAUAAGAAUUGA